Messenger RNA from Pipistrellus nathusii (Nathusius's pipistrelle), 273 nucleotides. Lineage: Eukaryota; Metazoa; Chordata; Mammalia; Chiroptera; Vespertilionidae. The record is from the annotation of a GenBank genome assembly.
AUGAAAUGUCAUAGAACUUUUAGCAGCAGUGACAGUUCUGAUGAGACUCCUUCCACUUCCCUUACUGGCUCAGUAUAUAGGAACAAGUCAAAAAUCCCAAAUGAACAUAAGAAUUCUACUGAGGUAUUCCAGAAUGACCUCAUGACACUUUUAGAUUUUCACCACAUUAAUCCUAUUACCUCUUUAAGGAUAUAUGGGAAUAAGAAUGGGAAAAGGGAGUCCAGGUACAAGCCAAAACAGGCACUCUUCCACAGCCUUCCCUCAGAAUUGUAA